This is a messenger RNA of Cervus elaphus (red deer), 1234 nucleotides long. RefSeq names its product X antigen family member 5-like. The transcript is spliced from 5 exons. Lineage: Eukaryota; Metazoa; Chordata; Mammalia; Artiodactyla; Cervidae. The record is from RefSeq and is a predicted model, not a curated record. The coding region runs from base 221 to 616 and encodes 131 amino acids.
CGGUGACCAAUCAAUGCGCAGAACGCUCCCUGACGCCAGACCCCAAACUGGUAGCGCAUCUCGCUCCGUAGCCGUCCCCCCUUGGAUGUAACCAUGUAGAAACGAAGGGGUGGAAUUGGAAAAGAGACGAGGACAGCUGCCGCUUAAUACCGGUGUCCACUCGGACUCAGAUGCAGCGGGAAGCCGCAAUGGAGCGAAUGGGGAUGGAGGCAGUGGUGCCAUGGGUGCCUCCGCUAGGAACUCUGGUCGAUGCCCGAGGCGGGGUAAAGGGAGAAAUAUGAGUGGGCAAGUGGCAUCAACAUUGGGAUCUACAGGUCAAGAUUCGUCCCAGCUGGAUGAACCUGUGGUUGACCAGCAGCCCAGUGUUGGGCAACCUCAACAAGAGGAAGCACCAGCUGAGAUUCAGGAUAUCACACCUGGAAAGGAGGAAGUCAAUGGAGAGGAUCCAGUGAAUCAUGAUGAAGAGAGGGAGAAGGAUGCCCCUGGAGAUUGUGACCUGGAAACUGAUCUCCAGGAAUUGGCUUUGGCAAAGACUGGGGGUCAAGGCGGAGAUGGUCCUGAUGUCAAGGAGGAGAUUGCAUCAGAUACAGAGACUGUUGAAAUGCCAGAGGAGUAGAGAAGAAACAAAUGUAAUACUGGCCUUUUUAUUUACUUCACUUAAGCAGUAACAGAGGUAACAACUAUUUAGCUAUCCUAUAUUCACAAUAUUAUUUCAAAUCAAUACAUGUAAAUGAUACUUUUGGGGGACGUUUUUGUUUCAUUUUUUGUGUAUUUUGUUUUCCUUAGGUUGUUGUUUGUUGUUAGAUAUUUUACUGAAUGUGUACACAGUUUUGCCUUCUACUGAAACUACAUUCUGAUAGGUUCCAUUGAUUUAUUUGUUCUGAACUCAGUGUCCUUGUUUUCUUGUAUAACUAGGAAGUGUAGUGUGUUUUUAAAAAUACUCAUAAUGUGCCUGAAGAGUCUUUAAAAUUUCUAGAGAGGAUGAACUGAAUGUAAGCCAAAGGGUUACCCUUAGUGUUCUUGCUUUAGUCCAUUUUAUAGAACUACAACUGCAGUGAACUUUGUAUACCUCUCCUCUCAUCGAAAUAAAGUUCUGCUAAGUAAGUUUAAUGUUUAUAUUAUAGGUGAAGGGGAACCAUUUGCUUGAAAGAAGAUAAACUGAAACCAUCUAUGCUGUUCUUAUGCUGUUUAUUUGACUGUUAAAGUUCUGUCAAUAAAGUUUAAUUUUCUACUU